UGACCAGCUCGACCACGACUCCUGCUGCUGCUGCCUCACAUUACUUGCAUAACAAUGGAGUAUUGAGCCUUCCCUGGGGGUUUAUUCAUUAUGGUGGAAGGUACGGAGGUUUCCCGGCUUGCUGGGGAGGAGGAGGAAGAAGAGGAAGCUGUUACUGUGCUGACAGAAGCUCGUCAUUUAGAGAGUAUCACAGCACCCAACACAGCAGCUCAUUCAUGGAGGCUCAAGGAAAGAAUGAAGACAGUGAGUGUGGCUCUGGUGUUGUGCCUCAACAUACCAGUGGAUCCUCCUGACAUUGUUAAAACACAGCCAUGUGCACGUUUGGAGUCUUGGAUAGAUCCACUGUCCAUGCCACCUGCAAAGGCUAUUGAAGCCAUUGGAAACAGCCUCCAGAAAUCGUAUGAGCGCUGGCAGCCUCGAGCUCGCUACAAACAAUCCCUUGACCCCACAGUUGAUGAUGUUAAGAAGUUAUGUAUGUCCUUAAGGAGAAAUGCAAAGGAAGAACGAGUACUCUUCCACUACAAUGGUCAUGGGGUACCCAAGCCAACAACAAAUGGUGAAAUAUGGGUUUUCAAUAAGAGUUAUACCCAGUAUAUACCACUAUCCAUUUAUGAACUACAGACAUGGAUGGGCGCACCUUCCAUAUAUGUUUAUGACUGUUCAAAUGCUGCUGUUAUUGUAAAACUAUUUGAGCAGUUUGCAGAGCAACACGAGGAAGAAUGGAGACAGAAAGGCAGUAGUGGGAGCAGCAGCCCUCCACCUCCAUCCUUCCGUCAGUGUAUUCAACUUGGAGCCUGUGGAGCUAAAGAGAUAUUACCCAUGAACCCUGAUCUUCCUGCAGAUGUCUUCACUGCAUGUUUGACCACCCCUAUCAAUAUGGCUGUAAGGUGGUAUCUUCUGCAGAAUAAAGGGAAAUUACUUCAUGGCCUUAAUCUGGAUAUUGUUGACAAGAUCCCAGGACAACUGAGUGACAGACGGACGUUACUGGGAGAACUUAACUGGAUAUUUACUGCAAUUACUGACACUAUAGCGUGGAAUACACUUCCCAGAGAUUUGUUUCAGAAGUUGUUUAGACAAGAUCUCUUGGUUGCAAGUUUAUUUCGUAAUUUUCUCCUAGCUCAACGCAUAAUGAGAUCAUAUGACUGCAUACCCGUAUCUUCUCCAGAUCUCCCUCCUACUCACCAGCAUCCCAUGUGGGAUGCAUGGGAUUUAGCUCUAGAGCUCUGCCUUGGUCAGCUGCCCACAGCACUGCGUACUGAGGAUCCAUGCUCACAUGUGCAUUCUCCAUUCUUUGAGGAGCAGCUUACUGCCUUUCAAGUAUGGCUUGACUUAGGACAUGAACGGAGACAUCCACCUGAACAGCUCCCAAUUGUCCUCCAGGUUCUGCUAAGUCAGGUGCACCGUCCUCGAGCUCUGGAACUACUGGGAAGUUUUCUUGCACUUGGACCAUGGGCCGUCAACCUGGUGCUGUCUGUGGGCAUCUUUCCAUAUGUGUUACGUCUUCUUCAGUCAACUGCAAGGGAACUACGCCCUCUCUUAGUUUUCCUGUGGGCCAAGAUUCUUGCUGUUGAUCCAAGUUGCAAGGGAGACCUUGUCCGAGAAAAUGGCUACAAAUAUUUUCUUCAGGUGCUCUCAGAUAACUCCAUGCCAGCAGAACAUCGCACAAUGGCGGCAUUCGUCUUGGGUGUAAUUGUGUGGGAGCAUCCUGAAGGUCAGCGUGUUGCUUUACAAGGCUCACUUAUGUCCCUUUGUUUAGAGCUGUUGGGUGAUUCCCAUCCACCACAGAGACAGUGGGCGACACUGUGUCUUGGUCGAACCUGGCAUCACCAACCUGAUGCCCGUUGGGCAGCUACCAGAGAUAAUGCCCAUGAAAAGCUGUAUACACUCCUGUCUGAUCCUGUACCUGAGGUUCGUGGAGCAGCAGUAUUUUCUCUGGGAACAUUCAUUAGUAGCUUAGUAAGCCGAGAGAGGACUGACCAUGCUCGUGCCAUAGACCACACUAUUGCCAUUACUUUGGCAAACACUGUCACUCAUGAUGGAUCACCUCUUGUUAGACAGGAACUGGUGGUGGCCUUGCAUUUCCUAAUACAGGUAUACGAGAGCCACUUCCUAACUGUGGCUCGUCAAUACUUCCGUGAUGAAAUGAGUGAUCUCUCACCUCAGUCCCUAGCCUCAUCUGCAGAUAAUGUAAUGUCACCCCCAAACAUCAGUCGUGUCUUUUCUAGACAUGCUGCAAAACAGCUCACUUCUCCAGGUCAGGGUUUAGGAUCAAGUCCUGAUUCCUCCUUUAAUGAAUAUGUCCACAUGUCACCUCUGGGUGUGAAAAGAGCAGUAUCUACACACUCCAUAUCGUCUAUAGGGACAAGCAAUGUGUUCUCUGGUGUAAGCAGCCUUUCAUAUAGUGGGAUGUACUUCAAGUUGUGGCAGACCCUCAUCACCCUUGAACAUGACCCUUAUCCACAAGUUGCUAAUCUUGCAAAAUUAGUGGUGGACUAUGUAAAAAAUAAGGUGAGAACAGGCUCAAAAGACUUUGUUGAGCAGAAGGUGGAGUCAGCUCCAGGAACACCAGUGAAUAAACCCAUGUUCAUUGUUGGAGGAGAUUCUCCACCCUCCUCCAUGGAGACAUCUCUGCCUACCCGUGCACGAUCAAGAAACCAUAUAAACCAUGUUGAUGAAGGUGAAAUCAGUUUUAUGAAGCCAAUGAUUACCACAGAAUUUGUUGAGUGGAGUGCUAAGAUAUUUAUCCUUCCUCGACAAAAGUCUGUUGAUGAAAUAAAUUCCAAUACUUCCCCUCUUCAUGGCUAUUCUGACAGACUGCUGAAUUCACGGCUUCUUGCCGAAUCAGAAGAACGUCGAAGCGUGGGAACAAAUAAGCUAGAUGAUCAGGUGUUUGUACAUAGAAAUCCAGGCCCACCAGCUGUGCUCCUUUUUCAUCCUCUAGAACCCCUUCUUACCGUUGCUGAUAAAACCAACAUCACAGUCUGGGAUGUGGAACGUAGCCAUCGAGUCAACCAUUGGGGAAAUAAUAAUGUAGGUUCGAGUUGCAUCUCUUCACUGGCUGUACUUAACCCAGGAACACAGUAUUCUUACGUUGCAACUGCCUGUGAUGAUGGCAGUGUGCGUGUCUGGCGGGAUGUAUUCCACAGUGCCCAUCAGCCUUCUCAGAACUUACCUUCACUUGUCACUGCUUUUCAAGCCACCAGUGAUAUUAAUCCUGCUACAAGAGGUGCUGGACUGCUAAUGAGUUGGGAGCAGGACACAACAACCCUCAUCAUGGGGGGAGACUCUCGUACAGUAAGAUUGUGGGACUUACAAGCUGAGCGUCGCACCCUGGAAUUGCCCACAGGCGGAGAUAACACUACUGUAAUUACUGCAAUACAUUCACAUCAUGCAGGACCUUGGAUUGUAGCAGGAUUCUCAGAUGGUUAUGUACGAGUGCUGGACCGUCGUCUAACCACUAAUCGAGCUGUUGUUCGGCAGUGGCGAGAACACACUUCUUGGGUCAUCAGUGCACAUUUACUUAACUCUUCACAGGCUACCACCAAGAUUAUUACUGGAGUUGUCUCGGGAGAGGUUAGAUUAUGGGAUAUGCGACAGUCAAACUCUGUACAAGUUUGUGCACCAAAUCAUGAGAUGACUUCUAUGGCUACACAUGCAAAUGCUCAUCUGUUUGCCACCGGGUCCGUUAAUCAGGUGAUUGGUGUCCACCAUGCAAGUGGAUCCUCAGUCAACGUCAUCAAGUACCAUGAAGGAUUUAUGGGCACACGUAUUGCUCCAGUCUCUUGUUUGGCUUUCCAUCCACGCAGAGUUCUCUUGGCUGCUGGUACCACCGACAGCUACAUAACUGUCUAUGGGCUGUCUCGAAGAUAGUGAAUAUUACUUGUUAGCACAUGUUCAUAUUUGGUACAAUGUCUAGAUUGAUCUUAGAUUUUUUUGUUAACAACCAUGGUAGGUAUCCAAGAAUUCUCUGGCCAUGCAAAUAAUGUUGAAGUUGGGUGUAAAUGUAAAUAACAGUUGUUAUUCAAACCCAUAAAAUACCCAUGAAGACAUUUAUGUGACAUACAGUAAACAGAUAUAUUAUUUCUUCAAAUAUGCCAUAAACUCUCUUAAUUAAUGAAAUGCAUAAGGGAAGGAAGGAGGUAUGUUGAGCACAAGUUUUUCAUCAAUGUAUUUAUUAAAACCUUGUCUGCUUUUACAAUUUGUUGAACUAUACAGUAAAUGCUUAUGACUUUUUUUUUGACACUAAAGAAAUUCGAGUGCAAGUUUUUAAAUAAUUUUUGCAUAAAUUUUGAAUGCAGUAUCCUGAUUUACUAGCAUUUUAAGAAAUCUUUUAGUCAGCUACUGACAAAAAUAAUCAUUUACCCAAUUAUGACUUUGAAAAUACUGUUUGAUUUAUAUAUUAUGUGAGUACAGAAGUUACCAUACUUCUUUCAGUAAGAUUUUAUGCCCUUAACUUAUUUUUUAUCUAUUUUAGGAACUAAUUCUAUAAGGGUUUUCAAAAAAGUUGCAACCCAUGGAUAAUGUGUUUAUUAAUAUGUACAUUGAAAAAAAAAAUUGAAAUUCUUGGCCAUUAAGGCUUUCACAUAAGAGUACAGGACAAAUCCUGUUCGGGAACACUUGUUUUAGUGUUUCUAUUGAUGUGCCAUAUAUUGUAUGCUGAAUGUUGAACAGUAGUUCUUCCAGGGUAUGAGGAUUUGAAUACACAACAUUCUUUAAGAACAAUAAAUGUUCUUGUAAUGUGAAUGGCAUUUUUGUAUUCAGUGAUGACUAUAGCAAACAGAAAUAUACACCAUAUGGAUUCUCUGUGGGUUGCAUUUCUUUUUGAACACCCUGUAUUUUCAUAAAAUCCUCAUAUCUGAACAUUACUUUGUAAUGUCUCAGCCCAUUUAUUUCAAUGUAGAGUAUGAUUUUGUAAUUUUGUGGUAUGCUAUAUUAAUUGUAGGUGAUGUUGCCUCAGGGUGAAAAAAGUUAUAUACUGAAUUCUGUGUAAAUGUCUCAUUGUUUCCAGGUACAAUAAUAUCCUAACACCUCAUUUGAUUGCUUCAGGUUUUAAAUGCUUAUUCCUUCACAUCAUGCUUUGUGCACUAUUUAUUGGGGCUCAGAUCAAAUGGUGACUGUUUAAAGAAAAGAAAGUACGGAGAGGUUCAAUUCCUAAGCAUUAUCUUUACAAAACCUGGACCAGUAUUCAUCAUGGUGCAUGAUGUCAAUAGAAAUAUGGUGAGUAGACAUUGAUUGCAGAGGAGUAUUAAUUGGUGCACCAUUUCAUCACAUUGGCCUUAUUAAGUACAUAGAACAGAAGAUCAUGUAUAGUACAUCCAGGCCAGAAAAUCGGACACUGAGUGAGAUUCAUGGGGGUCUAGUUUUGAGUGACUUGAGAUUCGAGAAGCCAGAAAGUACUGCAGCAGGCUUACUGGUACACUCUAAAUUUAUUCCAUUGUUCAAACACAAUGUGAGUUAUGGGUGUUGACAAACAUACUGUUAUUUUGUUUGUGUUAAGGAGUUUAAUAGAAGAUGAUUCAAGUCAUCUUCAUCUGAUCUCAUCGUUUUCAUAAAAUAGUAGAGUUGCUCUGUCCUGUGCCAUGAGAUGGGAGUGGCUAUCAUGGUGAUAGACACUCAUUACAAAUACAAAUUUUUAUUUCUUUGCAAAUGUUACAAUGUGUGAUUUUACAUAUUAUAAAAUGUUGUUAAUUACAAAGAAAGCCACUUACAUGCCAGGGUAUUUCAGGCAGACUGAUCCUAACGCUUACAAA
Molecule: messenger RNA, 5750 nt
Organism: Cherax quadricarinatus
Lineage: Eukaryota; Metazoa; Arthropoda; Malacostraca; Decapoda; Parastacidae
Gene: raptor
Product: regulatory associated protein of MTOR complex 1
Biological process (GO): cellular response to amino acid stimulus; TORC1 signaling; positive regulation of protein serine/threonine kinase activity
Cellular component (GO): TORC1 complex; cytoplasm
Molecular function (GO): protein-macromolecule adaptor activity; protein binding
Source: RefSeq, a predicted model, not a curated record